AUGCUUAAUAAAGAAUAAAAUUUCUUUACAGUAAAAGACGUUGCAGCAGCCUCAUUUAUUAGAGCAUAUGCUGACCACUUAAAAAAAGCAAACAAGCUUAAAGUUCCUUCAUGGACGGAAUGGACAACAACAUCUACUGCCAAUGAAUUAGCUCCAACAGACCCUGAUUGGGUUUAUUUAAGAGUAGCUGCAAUUGCACGUAAAGUUUAUUUAAAACCUCAUACUGGUGUUUCAACUUUAAGACAUAUUUUUGGAUCAGUUAAAAGAAGAGGGUGCUUAAGAAACAUCCACGAGCAUGCACAUGGUAAAUUUAUUAGAUGGUCCUUGUAAUAAUUGGAAGAAUUAAAAGCAUUAACUGGUAACAAUAAAUCUAAUACAAAUAAUUAAUAAAAUUCAGCUGGUUGUUGUCCUUGUUGUACUUUAACUUUUUGGAGAAGAUACUUUGACGUAACAGAAGGAGACGUGGCAAAAAGAUUAAGAUCAGCAUUAUUUUUGACACCUUCAUUUUGCGAAAUCAUGGAAGGACAUCCAGAUUUAUAUGGACCAUUUUGGAUUUAUACAACCAUAGUUGUUAUAUUAUCAAUAUCUUCAAAUAUUUGUAGUUAUUUACAUUUACGGGGAUCUUAAACAUUAUUUAAUUAUGAUUUUAACUUUGUUUCAGUAGCAGCGAGUUUAGUAUAUGGUAUUGGUAUAUUGACACCUAUUGUAUUAUGGUGUGUUGUUAAGUUAUUAUUUAAAGUAAAAAUCAAACUUAUUUAAACAAUAUGCUUAUAUGGCUAUUCUGAAACUUGCUUUAUUAUUAUUUCCUGCCUAUUACUUAUUCCAAGCACAGUAAAAUAAUAAUAUCAGUAUAUUUUAAUUUUAUAAAAAAUAAAAAAGAUUUUACAAUGGGUUUUGAUUGCUUAUGGAAUGAUUGUUUCUUCAACGUUUUUCUUUAGAAAUAUAAAAAAAGAAAUGGAUGAAUUAGAUUCCAAUUAAAAAUAUGUUGUUUUUGCUAUUGUUUUAGGUUUUCAAAGUGUAUUAUGCUUAACAUUCAAAUUUUAUUUCUUUAGAUUAAUUAAAAUACCUGAUACACCAUAAAAUUGA
Molecule: messenger RNA, 1086 nt
Organism: Ichthyophthirius multifiliis
Lineage: Eukaryota; Ciliophora; Oligohymenophorea; Hymenostomatida
Product: Yip1 domain protein
Exons: 7
Biological process (GO): translation; vesicle-mediated transport
Cellular component (GO): membrane; ribosome; Golgi apparatus
Molecular function (GO): small GTPase binding; structural constituent of ribosome
Source: RefSeq, a predicted model, not a curated record